This is a messenger RNA of Knipowitschia caucasica, 423 nucleotides long. NCBI's taxonomy places the organism in Eukaryota, Metazoa, Chordata, Actinopteri, Gobiiformes, Gobiidae. The record is from the annotation of a GenBank genome assembly.
AUGGACCACGUAGAGGAGAGGCUGUGUGAAGAGGUUCGCAGAUAUGUUCAUAUCUACGACGCCAAUUCCCGGGACUACAAAGACGCCCAGAUGACCGGAAAUUUGUGGCGUGAAAUCUCCCAGACGUUGGGAAUGGAUGUGGCGGAGUGCCAACGACGGUGGAGGCUGGUGCGGUACAAAUUCGUCCGUCUGAAAAAGAAGAUGGUCGGACGAAGUGGGGAGGCCGGCGACGGACAGAAAGUGCCCGGGUUAUUUCAUAGUCUGUCCUGGUUAUCCCCAUACGUGAGGCACCGUGAGCGACAGACCUCCACAAAUGUGACGGAACGGCAGAGUGGUGAAGGCUUGAAGGUCAGAGCUGGUGGUGCUGGGAGCUCCCAAAACGACGAGGAUUCUGCUGACAUCCGCCGUCUUUGUUCCGCGUAA